ACUUUUACUUUUGUCUCUUUUUCUCCCUUUCCAUUUCAUACUGAUGAUGAUGAAGACAAUAAUCUUAAUAUAUAUAUACACCUAUACAUACAUUUCUUCAUUUCUCUCCUCUCAUCUCAAAUAUCCCAUUAUAUACACACACUUUUCUACCCCUUUAUACACUUACACACACACAAAUCUAUUUUAUUUAUUCAUACAGAUUGUUUGACUGAGAGGAUAUUAAUUCUUUUGAUUCUUUUUGGAGAAAAAGCGCGGCCCAGAUGGAUUUUUCAGUUAAAAACGAGUUGCUGAUUGUUAUGAUUGGUGUAGUAUUGAUGUGGAAAAGUGUGGGAGCUUUUGGGACAUUUGGGUAUGAUAUUCAUCAUAGAUACUCUGAUUCUGUGAGAGGGAUUCUUGAUUUUGAUGGCUUGCCGGAGAAGGGUAGUUAUGGUUAUUAUGCCGCCAUGGCUCACCGUGAUUCCGUGGCUCGCCGGAGACACUUGGCGGAUGCUGAUGCUGCAUCUUUGCUUAGCUUUGCUGAUGGGAAUGAGACUUAUCGUUUGAGUUCUCUCGGAUUCUUGCAUUAUGCAAAUGUCUCCAUAGGUACACCAAGUGUAUGGUUUUUGGUGGCACUUGACACUGGAAGUGACCUGUUCUGGUUACCCUGUGAUUGUGUUAGCUGUGUUCGUGAUUUGAAGACUAGUUCCGGACGACAAAUCCAGUUCAAUAUCUACAGCCCUAAUAUAUCCUCAACUAGCACAUCAGUUCUUUGUGACAAUGACCUUUGUCAACUAAAGAGCAGAUGCUCUGCUGCAAGUAAUACUUGUCCGUACCGAGUUCGAUACCUUUCGAGCAAUACAUCAUCUACCGGAUUCUUGGUGGGAGAUGUUUUGCACUUAAAUACAGACAAUAAUCAACAGAAAGCUAUUGAGGCAAAUAUUAAAUUCGGCUGUGGGACGACUCAAACUGGUUCAUUUUUGGAUGGUGCGGCUCCCAAUGGUCUAUUUGGACUCGGUAUGGAGAAGGUAUCGGUUCCUAGCAUUUUAGCUAGUGAAGGGCUUGCUGCAGAUUCUUUCUCCAUGUGUUUUGGACCAGAUGGAGCUGGAAGAAUCAAAUUUGGUGAUAAAGGCAGCUCGGAUCAGUCAGAAACACCAUUUAAUAUUGACCAAUUAAAUCCCACUUAUAAUAUCAGCAUCACACAUAUAAGUGUGGAGGAAAAGGUUACAGAUGUUAAUCUUGCUGCAAUUUUUGAUUCCGGUACCUCGUUUACAUACUUGACCGACCCAGCAUACACAAUAAUAUCUGAGAAUUUUAAUUCCAUUGCCCAAGAGAAACGGGUAUCGCCUAAUUCCGAUCUUCCUUUUGAAUAUUGCUAUGUAUUAAGUCCAAACCAAGAUAGCUUCAGGGUUGCGAAUGUGAAUCUUACAACCAAAGGAGGCGAACAGAUCUUUGUGAAUGAUCCAGUAGUGUAUAUUUCUACACAGGAAGGUGCACUUGUAUAUUGUUUAGGUCUUGUCAAGAGCGAGGAUAUAGACAUCAUUGGACAAAAUUUCAUGACUGGGUACAAUUUUGUAUUUGAUCGUGAAAAAAAGGUUUUGGGUUGGAAGGCAUCCGAUUGUUAUGAUGGCAAUACCUCAGCUUCCCUUCCCAUUAACCCCUCGAAAGGUGCACCUCCACCUGGGAAAACUACUCCCGCAACAAAUCCUCCAGCCAGUGUAGAACCGGAAGCCAAGUCAGGCAACAGAACUGGUUCUCCCAACGCAAGCCCUAUUCAACCCCAACCUACCCUUCCAUUUAACCAUUCUGCUCGCUCAAGUUCACUGGGGCACACACUUCUGAUCGUUUUUUGUUCUUUGAUUGCUCAUUGUUUGACCAUUCUGUUUUUCUAAAUUUUGGAUACAAGUAUAAUUUAUUUUCAUUGUCUUGUAUUAGUCCAGUACAUUUAUACAAACCUACCUAUGGUGAGGCUAGUUAUGACUUGUGAGACUCGGUUUGUAAAUAUACAUGAAUAUUAUUACCACUGCUUAUACAUAGUAUAGUUGUCAGCUUGAUUUGUGA
Molecule: messenger RNA, 2037 nt
Organism: Daucus carota subsp. sativus
Lineage: Eukaryota; Viridiplantae; Streptophyta; Magnoliopsida; Apiales; Apiaceae
Product: aspartyl protease family protein 1
Exons: 10
Coding region: 261-1868 (535 amino acids)
Biological process (GO): proteolysis
Molecular function (GO): aspartic-type endopeptidase activity
Source: RefSeq, a predicted model, not a curated record